This is a messenger RNA of Beta vulgaris subsp. vulgaris (sugar beet), 3400 nucleotides long. Its product is annotated as nuclear poly(A) polymerase 4. Gene Ontology annotation, cellular component: nucleus. The transcript is spliced from 12 exons. Lineage: Eukaryota; Viridiplantae; Streptophyta; Magnoliopsida; Caryophyllales; Amaranthaceae. The coding region runs from base 530 to 2605 and encodes 691 amino acids. Gene Ontology annotation, molecular function: RNA binding; poly(A) RNA polymerase activity. The record is from RefSeq and is a predicted model, not a curated record.
CUCAAAAUCUCCCUUUCCAUGUUUAAUUAGGAAAAAAAUCUCCGUUUCCAUGUUUAAUUAGGAAAAAAUCUCAACAUAUUUAUUUUCCACCCCUUUAUUUACUCCCAUUUAUUUACUCUAUUUAUAAAUCAACUUAUUUCAUUUCAUCACAAAAUUCUCUUCUCAAUCAAAUUGGCCGUCACUCACACACUAACCGAUCAAUCUCACUUUCUCUCUCCUCUUCCCUUCCCCCAAAAUCAAUUGGAACCCCCUUACAAUUCGUCCCUCCUUCCGAUUUUUCUAGGGUUGUUCUUUAUACUUCUUUAUUCCUUCAAUUAGGGUUCCAAUUUAUUAAACCCCCGAUUUUUUAAUUCUCAAUUUUCUACUUUCUUUUCUUUGAUCGCGAUUUUGUAUUUUGAAUUUGAUCUCGAUUUCAGAUUCAUUCAUAGAAUUUAGAUAGAUCAUCGCAUAAUUAGGGUUUUUUCUUCUUUAAUUUGCCGAAUUUCGGUUUGAUUUUGAAUAAAUUACAGCGUUUUUGUGGAGUUAAAAGAUGGGGACUGCGGAGGGAUUGGUGAUGCAGUUUGGAGUGACGAAGCCGAUUUCCAUGGCGGGACCUGCUCCUGCGGAUUUGAAGAGAACUCGUGAAUUGGAGAAGUUUUUGGUUGAAUCUGGUCUAUACGAAAGCGAAGACGAGGCUGCUAAGAGGGAGGCGGUUUUGGCUCGCCUUAGAGAGCUUGUCAAAGAUUGGGUGAAGCAACUUACUCGCAUAAGAGGGUACACAGAUCAAAUGGUUGAGGAUGCUAAUGCGUUGAUACUCACUUUUGGUUCUUGUCGUUUGGGGGUUAAUGGUCCUGGUGCUGACAUAGAUGCUUUAUGUGUGGGGCCAUCAUAUAUCAGCCGAGAUGAGGAUUUUUUCUACUUUUUCCAUGAUAUUUUGGCGCAAUUGGAGGAAGUUACUGAGCUGCAACCGGUUCCUGAUGCCCAUGUACCUGUGAUGAAAUUUAAAUUUGAUGGGAUCUCUAUUGAUCUUCUGUAUGCAAGUGUUUCUGUCUUGGUUGUACCUGAAGAUUUGGAUAUCUCCCAUGUUUCGGUGCUAUACAAUGUUGAUGAAGCUACUGUUCGAAGUCUAAAUGGAUGUAGGGUUGCAGAUCAAAUUCUUAAGCUAGUUCCUAACGUUCAGCAUUUUCGCACUACACUUCGGUGUCUCAAGUUUUGGGCUAGAAGAAGGGGCGUUUACUCAAAUGUGACUGGGUUUCUUGGUGGUGUAAAUUGGGCAAUUCUUGUUGCUCGAGUAUGUCAGCUUUACCCAAAUGCAGUGCCUAGUAUGCUGGUUUCUCGGUUUUUUAGAGUCUAUACCCAAUGGCGUUGGCCCAACCCUGUGAUGCUUUGUGAAAUUGAAGAGGAUGAGCUUGGAUUUCCUGUUUGGGAUCCUCGUAGGAAUCACCGAGAUCGUACACACCACAUGCCUAUCAUCACACCUGCAUAUCCUUGCAUGAAUUCUAGCUACAACGUUUCACCAAGUACUCUCAGAGUAAUGAUCGAACAGCUUGAUCAUGGUAACAAAAUCUGUCAGGAUAUUGAGCUCAAUAAGGCACGUUGGAGUUCUCUCUUUGAGCAGUAUAUGUUCUUUGAGAUCUAUAAAAACUAUCUGCAAGUUGACAUAAUUGCAGCUGGCGCCGAUGAUUUGCGUGCUUGGAGAGGUUGGGUGGAAUCCCGGCUUAGGCAGUUGACUUUGAUGAUAGAGCGUGAUACUCUUGGGAAACUGCAGUGCCAUCCCUAUCCACAUGUCUUGUUUGAUCCAUCUCGGCAGUGUGCUCAUUGUGCAUUCUUUAUGGGCUUGCAAAGGAAGCAAGGAGAGGUUGCUCAGGAGGGACAACAGUUUGAUAUACGUACAGCAGUUGAUGAGUUUAGGGACUCGAUAAACAUGUACAAUUACUGGAAGCCAGGGAUGGAUAUAUGUGUGUCCCAUAUCCGUAGAAGGCUACUUCCAGCUUUUGUCUAUCCAGAGGGUUACAAGCGUCCUCGACCAUCAAGGACUCUAGGUGAUCGGCAAGUACGAAGUUCAAGUAGUUCAAGUCCUGAAAAUAAUUGUAGCAGACCUCUUAAAAGAAAAUGUUCUGUUGAGGAUGUACCUAGGCAGCUUGGGAAACAACAGUCUCUUAGCCCAGGUGGGGCUUCAGUUUCUCCUGAUUCAGUGCUUCAGAAUUUUGGGUCUCCAUUGCCGGAGAGUGUGGGAUCUGCUGAGUGUGAUGUUACACCUGUGGCAGACAGGGGUUCACCACCAAGGAUGGUAGCACAGCAUGAAUUGUCAAAGAAGGAUUUGGUGUUGAACAAUAAUGCAGAAGAUUUAGGGAUGGCCGCUCCACUCAGUGAUGUUUUAGUUACAGACAAUUCCGGUAUUACAAGUUGCAGUUCAGAAGGAAGUGUUGACCAGGGUGUGAUUUCGAUUCCUUCGUUUGAGGCAGUUUCUGGCUUGCUCACCAAGGAUGUUGGUUUGAAGGACAAUAUAGCUUUGCGAGAUGGAUCUGAGACACAUGGAAUUGAUGGCGUGACACUGAAGGCAAACACCAAAGCAGACGCUGGAAAAAUACAAGACUUGAGGCUAAGUCUUGCUUCAAUUGCUUGAAGCGGCUUGGAAGAAUUUGAAGAACAGAUGCAGAAACCUGGAAUCACAUCACUGUGCUUCUGGCUCAAGUACUGGGGGGGAGAGAAAGCCAGUUUCUCGGGUAAGUGUAAUAUUCUGGCUUCCUUCCCUUUGACUGUUUCAGGUUUGCUUGUGGAAUAUUUGGUUGCUCAAUACCGUAGAGUGGAGGACAUCUUGAAGACAGAUCCCACUUCUGGCCUGUAGUUAUAUUUGUACAUUUAGUUUUAGGCUAUUUGACUUUCAUUUGACAGCAGAAGUUGGGAUUUUAAGAAACAUCAAAAGAAAAAAAUAUAUAAGAAAAAGAAGAGAUCGUGAUGAGAGAGAGAGAGAGAGAGGCAGGGAGGGAGGGAGAGAGAGAGAGGCAGGAAGGGAGGGAGAGAGAAAGGAACAACAGUACAACACCAAGCAGAAACCGAGUAAUCAUUGACAUUUCUUGGUGUGAUGAUGGUGGCCUCUUAACCUGGUGGAACAAUCUGUGCUGCCCCGCCUGCCUUAUUUGGGAGGUUUUGAGGUGCUGCUAGUUGAUUCAGCUCUGGCCUGCCUGUUGCGCUGCAAGAUCGCCGUGUACAUUCUUGAUUGGAAGAGCACCUAGGGUUUAAAUGUGUAAUUCUUUGUGUAUCUCUGAAAGGUAGUUUUGGGCGGUUGGGGUGGGGUGUUGGGGUUGGUGCUAUGGUUAGGUAGUAACAUGAUGUGUGGUUUUAUUGGAAUGAAAACAGCUUCUCCUUGUAAAUUUUUUUGACAGAUUUCAUUGCUAAUGAAAAAUGUCAAUUCUUGUCC